AAAGGCUUUGGACGCCGGCGUGGGAGGAGGACGGGAGCGGGGGCGGGAAGUUCCCGGAAGGAGCGAGACAGGGAGGGACAGGGCUGAGGAGAGGAAGGCGAUGCGACGGACAGGCGCACCCGCUCAGGUUGACUCUCGGGGGCGAGGUCGAGCCAGGGGCGGCUGCCCUGGGGGCGAGGCGACUCCGUCUCUUCCUGCACCUCUCGGCGGAACCCGAGGAGAGGAGCCUCAGAUGAAAGAAACGAUCAUGAACCAAGAAAAACUCGCCAAACUGCAGGCACAAGUGCGCAUUGGUGGGAAAGGAACUGCCCGCAGAAAGAAGAAGGUGGUUCAUAGAACAGCCACAGCAGAUGAUAAAAAACUUCAGUUCUCAUUAAAGAAGUUAGGGGUAAACAAUAUCUCUGGUAUUGAAGAGGUGAAUAUGUUUACAAACCAAGGAACAGUUAUCCACUUCAACAACCCAAAAGUUCAGGCAUCUCUGGCAGCAAACACUUUCACCAUUACAGGCCAUGCUGAGACGAAACAGCUGACAGAAAUGCUACCCAGCAUCUUGAACCAGCUUGGUGCAGACAGUCUCACUAGUUUAAGGAGACUGGCUGAAGCUCUGCCCAAACAAUCUGUGGAUGGAAAAGCACCACUUGCUACUGGAGAGGAUGAUGAUGAUGAAGUUCCAGAUCUUGUGGAGAAUUUUGAUGAGGCUUCUAAGAAUGAGGCAAACUGAUCUGAGUCAGCUUCUGAAAAAGAUAAAACUUGGAAGACGUUACUGGGAGCUGCUAUUUUAUAUUAUGACUGCUUUUUAAAAUUGUUUUUGUUUAUGGAUCUGAUAAAAUCUAGAUCUCUAAUAUUUUUUAAGCCCAAGCCCCUUGGACACUGCAGCUCUUUUCAGUUUUUGCUUACAUACAAUUUAUUCUUUGCAGCCAGUUAAGCUGAAGAAGCCUGGGAAUAAAGUUUGAAACAGAUUAAUAAAA
Molecule: messenger RNA, 968 nt
Organism: Cavia porcellus (domestic guinea pig)
Lineage: Eukaryota; Metazoa; Chordata; Mammalia; Rodentia; Caviidae
Gene: Btf3
Product: basic transcription factor 3
Exons: 6
Coding region: 101-721 (206 amino acids)
Cellular component (GO): cytosol; nascent polypeptide-associated complex
Source: RefSeq, a predicted model, not a curated record